CCUCGCAUCACCGGAAGUUGUGAGUCCUCAACGUUCAUGCGGUUUCAUGUUGACAAAAAUUGUCGCUGAAAAAUCCAGAAUAAAUAUUUCUAAGAGAUUUGUACGCGCCUUUAAAUAAGACAUGUCUGACAACGAAGAUAAGUAAGUCGAGACCUCACUUCAGUGUGCUUUAUUAAAUAGCUUUUUAAUGAUAACACGACACAAUCUGUGCUAACGUGAACGCUGGAGCUAACGACCAUGUAGCGUGAUAGCUUGCUAAACUGUGAUCUUUACUACAUCUCUCCCUGUCUCUCUCAUAGCUUCGACGAUGGAGAUUUCGAUGAUGCCGAGGAGGACGAGGGGUUAGAUGAUCUUGAAAAUGUAGAGGAUGUAAGUUUCACCUUUAACUUGAACAUUUUUGACGGCCCUGAUAGUUAAAACCAUGGAUCUGUAUGUAGUGCACUGACCUGCCAGUACAUUAUUAUCACUGUUAUACAGGUCAAUGUAACAGCUCUGCCAUAAAGUUUACUUCAGGAGGCUGUUAUAAAGUCUAAAUUAAUUUUACGCCGGAAUAUCCCUUUAAUAUGCUUUAGUAUCCUACCAACAUACACUGCAACCUUAUCAGUGAGUGUAAAGAGCAGUUGUCUUGUCUUGUCAGUGUUUAAUGUCUCUUGCUUCUGUAUUUUUAAUGUUGCUCACUGCCACUUUGUGUUAAGAUCUGCUCAGUUUUGUCUUUUUUGAGUCCGACUCUCUCUGAUAUGUUUUCACAGGAGGAUCAGGAGAACGUGCAGAUCCUGCCUGCAGGAGAGGGCCAACAAGCAAACCAGAAGAGGAUCACCACACCUUACAUGACCAAAUAUGAGAGAGCCAGAGUUUUAGGAACAAGAGCUCUUCAGAUAGCGUGAGCUUUUCACUUUUUUGGCUUAAACUCUCACUCAGGUGAUGUGCACUUGUAUAUGUGCAUUUGUAUAUGGCCUUCAGUAAAUUUGUUUCAAUCAGUGACCAUUUGGUUCAGAGAAGCGGUUUAAGUGUUUUUGUUGUACCAGUGUUGAGAUCAAUUCCAUGUCCUAACACAAUAUUGUGCAUCUCAUCCGCCUCUCACUCCCCUCAAUUCCUAAAUAAAGGCAAAAAGGACCGUAAUGUAAUCUUUAAGGCGUUCCACAGCCAUCAGACCUCAAUACCAAAACAGAAAAAAAAUAAAUAGAGAGAAGAGCCUGUAGAGAGGUGUAAGAGAGAUGACAGAGAAGCAGAGACAGCACCCUGCUGGAUGCUCUGCUUCUAUCUGACUGUUUGUGACCUUUUUUCCUUUAGGAUGUGCGCCCCAGUCAUGGUGGAGCUGGAGGGAGAAACAGACCCUCUACAGAUAGCUAUGAAGGAGCUAAAGUAAGUGAAAAUGGUCAAGUUUAAAUUACUGGAAAUGCAUGAAUAAAAUGGUUUGACUGCAUCUUGGAAUUUAUUUUUGUUGUCGUUAAAAGACUAGAUCUACACUCUGUGAUACCAAGCUUUUUUUUUUUUGAUCCUUUAAUCCCUUACAUGCGUUUUUCUUUUCCCACCAGGAGCAGAAAGAUCCCCAUCAUCAUCCGUAGGUACCUUCCUGACGGGAGUUAUGAGGACUGGGGUUGUGAUGAGCUCAUCAUUACUGACUAAACAACUUACCCAGUCUGGUUCACUCCAACUGUAUCAGGUCAGUCAGCUACACAAACCUGAGGGACUUCUAAGACAGAUCACCCUCCUGUUCAUACAGACAUCUGACUCCAAGGACUCAUUGAGGAGGAGGAGGUGUGAAAUGGGACUUCACAUGAACUGAACUGAACUGAUAGAAAAACCUUUUUUCCAAAUAUCCUCUGAGCUGAGCGGAUAAAUUAUCUACCCCGUUGUGUUGUUUUGUACCAUUAAAACUCAAAUUCAAAGUUAGAAUCAACAGCUGUAUUAUAACUUUAAGCCACAAGAGGGCAGUGUAACUGUAGGUCUAUUACCUACCUUUUUUUCCUGUUGUAGUUUCUUUAUUUGUGAACUUUGAGAGAGAGAGAGAGAGAGAGGAGAGUAGCAAAAGAACUUUCUAUUGUUGUUAAUAAAGUCUUUUAUACAAACGGCCA
Xyrichtys novacula (pearly razorfish) is the source of this 2075-nucleotide messenger RNA. The record is from the annotation of a GenBank genome assembly. NCBI's taxonomy places the organism in Eukaryota, Metazoa, Chordata, Actinopteri, Labriformes, Labridae.